Messenger RNA from Xyrauchen texanus (razorback sucker), 2274 nucleotides. It is a transcript of the gene nipsnap2, whose product is annotated as nipsnap homolog 2. Bases 56 to 913 code for a protein of 285 amino acids. The record is from RefSeq and is a predicted model, not a curated record. NCBI's taxonomy places the organism in Eukaryota, Metazoa, Chordata, Actinopteri, Cypriniformes, Catostomidae. Gene Ontology annotation, cellular component: mitochondrion. The transcript has 10 exons.
GAACAGUCGAAGCUGAACCCUUUCCUGCCCGCAGUGCGUAUGCUAUCAGUGGAAGAUGGCGACCAGAGUCCUUCUGAGCGGUUGCUCCGGCCUCUAUCAGGCUUCAAACACUUUCCGGACGAAAGGACACACUGCUGUUAUCAGGGCUCUGUCAGCAUCUAGUAACCGAACUCGAGAAGACAGCUGGUUUAAAUCUCUAUUUGUUCGAAAGGUGGACCCUAGAAAGGACGCUCACUCCCAUCUGUUAGCCAAGAAAGAGGAUAACAACUUAUAUAAAAUACAGUUUCACAAUGUGAAACCUGAAUGUCUCGAGACGUACAACAAACUCUGUGAUGAGGUGUUGCCAUCCAUCCAUAAUGAUAAGCAUUACCCGUGUGAGCUGGUGGGCACAUGGAAUACCUGGUAUGGAGAACAAGACCAGGCUGUGCACUUGUGGCGGUACAGAGGAGGAUAUCCAGCUCUCACUGAAGUCAUGGGAAAACUGAGGAAAAACCAGGAAUUCAUGGAUUACAGAAAAGAGAGAGGAAAGAUGCUCCUCUCCCGCAGAAACCAGCUGCUGCUGGAGUUCAGUUUCUGGAAUGAACCGGUUCCCAGAGAUGGACCCAACAUAUAUGAGCUGCGCUCCUACCAGCUCCGACCUGGGACCAUGAUUGAAUGGGGCAAUUAUUGGGCUCGAGCGAUUGGCUACCGGCAGCAAAACAGUGAGGCCGUUGGCGGGUUCUUCUCUCAGAUUGGAAGCCUCUAUAUGGUGCAUCACCUUUGGGCAUACAAAGACCUGCAGUCCAGAGAGCGUACAAGAAACGCUGCAUGGCAACAGGAGGGCUGGGAUGAAGCCGUCUAUUAUACCGUUCCCCUCAUUCAGCACAUGGAGUCCAGAAUAAUGAUCCCGUUGAAGGCGUCACCACUGCAGUAAUGAAGCCGAUGGCAUCAUUACCGUUAAAGCUAGGGACUGGACCACGACAUCGGACACUGCCGUGAUCAGUUUCAUUUUCAUGAUGCCAACCAAAUUAAUUUACAGAAUGUUCGUUCUGAUCUUAAAAUUGCUCAAAAUUUGAACCAGCAAACCAAACUCAAUUUUUGUGUGGUGAUAUUGGUUUAUUAGUGAUCUCUCUCUUCCGUAUUAAAGUAAGGGUUUUAAAUAGUCACUAUGGCAAGCCAAAUUGACCUUUAAUCAUGUGCAGGGUAUAUGACUUAUAGAUAUCUACUAGAAUUUUCACCAGUAGCAACAUUCAGUGUGAGCUGAAAGCAACCAGUAAGAAUGCCUUUUAAUAUCUAUAAUUACUCUUCAAAAUCCAUUUCAGAUGUCAAACUGAAAGUGCAGAUUUAAAAAAGAAAAUGGCAUUUUUGUUAUGAAGAAUUGAUAUUUCCAUCAGUAAUGGAGUUGUUUUUGAUAAUUCACAUUUAACUAGUGAAAACCUAAUUUCCGAUUUGAAGUAUUAGCUUUUGAACUAUAGAACAUUGAAUUGUAGUUAUCUAUAAUUCAUAACCUGCUUAUGAUUAUAUGGCAAGCCCUUUUGACAUUUAGUCUAUUGGUAAGGUUUGAAAAACAAGCAAGUUUUAGUUGAAAUAUUUGAAGGAUUUAAAAGUAUUAAAAUAUAUUUAAUUGCCAUAUUAUAAGAGUGCAACGUGUUAUUCUUGCAUCCUACAGUUCAGUAGACUAUUCGUCUUGGAUUUAACUUUUAAAAUCUUCAAAAUACGGCUUGGCUCUGUUGAAUAUGGUCAGAAAGCAAAUGCACACUACUGAAAAAGCACUUUGAAUGUGCUUUAUGUUCACAGAGGCUAAUUUAUUCAUAUAUAUUUAUUGCAUAUUUAUUUGCUGUAAAUAUAAAUUGAGAGGAGAGAAUUUCAGGUUUUAAAAACCAAUUAUGACAGCCAAAUCUAUGCUACAUACUUAAAUGUUAUCAUUGGCUUAUAUCUCUGGUCAAUAUAUGCAUUAAAAGAUUCACCAUACAAAUGCACCAUAUGUUUGUUAAGAAAAAUAUUCAAAAGAUGCAUUCAGCCUCACUAGUAUUUGUUUUGUAUUUCUAAUGCAUCACUUCCUAAGUAGAAAAUGUCUGCUUUUGAAAUGACAUUUGAUUUAUUUUUUGUCUUGUGUAUUGUUUCAGGUUUAUCCUGAUUUGAUCAGACUUGUAUCUUACUAACUGAUGUUGAUGGUUUUCUUUGUGAUUGUGAUAUGCCCCAUUUACUGUCCACUUCUGCCUUGCAGAGGUAAUUGACUAAAGAGCAUUUGACAGCACAAUAUCUUUAAAAUAAAUGAAAAACUGUAACUAUUCA